Molecule: messenger RNA, 2277 nt
Organism: Fopius arisanus
Lineage: Eukaryota; Metazoa; Arthropoda; Insecta; Hymenoptera; Braconidae
Product: longitudinals lacking protein, isoforms H/M/V-like
Exons: 4
Coding region: 209-1348 (379 amino acids)
Biological process (GO): regulation of transcription by RNA polymerase II
Cellular component (GO): nucleus
Molecular function (GO): protein binding; DNA binding
Source: RefSeq, a predicted model, not a curated record
GUAUUCUGAGAUUACAGAGUUUUGUAAACGCCAUCAAACGCCAUUAUUGCGAUAAUUACACAACGCUGUGUUUAUUAGUGUUUAUUAUGUGAGUCCAGUAGCUGUCACGACUCCAGUGAUUAUUUCUAAUCGAUAAUUACUUGAAGAUAUAAUUUUGUGUCGAAGGUGAUUUGUUCGGAUGUGUAGUCAGCUGGACUGAGGAUUUAUCAUGGCAAAUCAAAUAUGCCUGAAGUGGAACAGUUUCUUGAACAAUAUUGCCACGAGUUUCGAGAGCCUCUGGGAGGAGGAGGGACUCGUGGAUGUCACUUUGGCAAGUGACGGACAGUGCUUGACAGCUCACAAGGUCAUUCUAUCUGCGAGCAGUCCUUUCUUCAAGAAAGUCUUCCAGACGAAUCCGUGUCAACAUCCAGUGAUAAUUCUCCAGGAUGUCCACUUCACUGAGCUCGAGGCUCUUCUCAUAUUCAUCUACAAGGGCGAAGUGAAUAUCGAGGAGAAAAAACUGCCAGAUCUGCUGAAGGCAGCUGAGACCCUCCAGAUUCGUGGACUCUCUGGCAACGAUUCAUUUGCCAAAGAUGCUUGCAGAAAACUGCCUGAGUUGGGUCCACCUCCCCUGGAGAAGAGCACCCAGAGUGUCAGCGAAGAGACUCCCAAGAGGAAGAAAAGGAGGACCGACAAGGGAAAUGAUAAUUCCAUCCUCGAAACCGCUCUCAAUCCCAGGAGGACUCGAUCAGCCAGUGUAAGUGAGACAUCCAGCAGUGAGAAGAGCCCCAAGGAAGUGGAGGUUGAACAAGUUCCCGAUAAUGCUGUGUACGAUCCUCUAGAGAUGAAGAUGGAACCUUUUGAAGUGGUGAUGGAAGACUUGGGGAAAGAUGCUGCCAUCGAUCACGACAGACUAGACCCUGAGAGUCCAAAUGAGGCCCAAGGGAAUGCUAGAGAUCCAAUGGAAGAGAUUUCUGGCACGCUGUCAAGCCCCUCAGGACUUGCCGAGGCAAAAGCUGUGCUUUUUCCAUAUCAACAGUUACCGUACGCUGAUUUACUACCGAGUCCGGAGAUCAUUGGGGCGUGGGCUACAUCGAGACCGAUGGAUCAUCUGGCUUGUGAUCUAAUGAAGUUACUCUUCACGUCUGAAGAGAGGAUUAUGUGUAAUGUCAAUGGGAAAAUGGGAAAACGACAGUUUGAUAGCAAUAAAAUAAGGCUUAUCAGAGAAGUGCUGUUGCACUUCAGUGGAAUAUCACCAAAUAGUGUUGACUGGGAGGAGGCGUGGAAAAACUGUGUUACAAAAAUUGAUACUAGUAAUAGGGGCCUCAAGAGGUAUCUCUAUCAGAGACGGGCUGUUUACAGUCAAUGACUAGGGAGGUAUAAGUCAGGGGGCAAACGAAAACGCCAUCACUGACUUGAAGACUCUUUUUUAGAGGGGAUAUCCAGGCGAGAAUUAUUUAUUGACAUCAAUACGAAAAAAUAAUUUCUUUGUUGUUGUGGAACGAAAAGGCAAUUGAAAUAAUUGUCGUUUGGGAGAUUGUACUGCACUUGGAUAUCCUCGAAGGAAAUUCCAAAGUUACAAUAGUCAAAGAACUUUUCAAAAUUAUUUCCUUCAAAAGAUUGUUUUAAUAUUUAUUGAACUAUUGAUGAAGAAACCAUUCCAGCAUUUUCUGUCAUUUGAAAUUCAGCUUUAAACUGUAGAAUGUAAAAAAUACGAUUGGAAAAUCGCACGGGUAGUGAUUAUUGUGAAAAUUUAACGCACUAGAGGCUUACAGUUAUGUCUGUAACGGGGUGAUUAAUGAUUCUUAAUUUAAAUACGUGAGAUUUGACGUAAAUGUUAUGUUAAUGAAUGCUUGUAGAGUGAGCUAGGAUUAAUCAUUAGAAUCUGUGAGAUAAUGAGCAAAUAAUAAUUAAUAAUAUUUGGAUGAAAAAUGUGACUCUGAAAUUGAUGGAAAUCGAGUCAGAGAUUUUGUCAAUUGGUGAUCUAGUUCUUUAAUUCCGAUCUAGUGAAUUUUGCUCAAAUAGAUUAUUUCAUUUUUGUUUAUUCACUCGGUCGUUCAUCGAUAAAAUGUAAAAGUCUAUUUAUUUAUCGAAAUCAUUUCCUUUAAUUUCAGAAUCUAGAUAAAACGAUCACAGUACUCCUCAAUUAUUAAUAAUAAAUACGGAGAUUUAAAAAAAAUCUUAUCAAGCUCUACCCAAAAUUCUGUAUUACAAAAUGAGAAAAAUACAAGAAACAAAAAAUACAUUGAUAUUUUAUAUUGAUGAAUAUUGAAUUCAUUGACCCCUCAGCUGUAUUCA